Toxorhynchites rutilus septentrionalis is the source of this 1247-nucleotide messenger RNA. Its product is annotated as zinc finger protein 775-like. Gene Ontology annotation, biological process: regulation of transcription by RNA polymerase II. Lineage: Eukaryota; Metazoa; Arthropoda; Insecta; Diptera; Culicidae. Gene Ontology annotation, molecular function: RNA polymerase II cis-regulatory region sequence-specific DNA binding; zinc ion binding; DNA-binding transcription factor activity. The record is from RefSeq and is a predicted model, not a curated record. Bases 233 to 1090 code for a protein of 285 amino acids. The transcript is spliced from 3 exons. Gene Ontology annotation, cellular component: nucleus.
AUACAAACAUCAACGAGAAACAAACACAAACCAGAGACUGGCUGGCACAGAAAACAAGCGCCUCAUACGCCACCACCAACAUCAGCAAAAACGCCGAAAAGGAAGUGAUGAAGCGGACGGUACUUUUGUUGCUAGCUUAGUAGAAUUGUGAAACCCGUCUUGUGUACAGGCAAACCCAUCACUGAAAGCGGCCGGUUUUUUCGUUUCAUCGUAUUUUUUUGCACUUGAUAAGAUGUUCCAGAAUGGUGUGCACUUGCUAGAACAAUUAGAACUGCCUUCGGAAGCAACGUUAUUCUGCCGGCUCUGUUUGGCCAAGAACAAUCUGAUUGAGCUGGUGCCAGAUGAGAAUGGCAGCAUUGAGGAUGACCCUGCCGAAGCAAGCUGCAAACAACGAGCUUCGCAGUUCGUGGAGCUGAUAUUUGAGUGCACUAACGUUAGGCUCUCCCUAGAAAAUGAACCUGGCUGUGCCAUCUGUCAGCAUUGUCAACGAGCACUGGCGGAGAUUUAUCGAUUUCGCUUCCAAGCUAAGCGCGUUGACGAGUUGAUCAAGUCGAAACUAAUCGAAUCGACGACAACCGAUGGAAGGUUAGUUGAUGCUGCAAUCGAGAUAGGGGAGACCAAACAAGUAGAACCAUGCACCAAAAAUGCAGGCACCGAUGGCGGGUUUGGUAAAAAGCAACCAAGCGCUCAAAAACGCCCAAAUCUUGCCCCACUCGUGCCAAGAAUCGGCGUUGGCGGCUGCACCGGAAUGCACAAAUGUCGCUACUGCCCAAAGUCAUUCAAAACAACGGGUGCCUUGAAGGAGCAUUCACGCGCUCACAGUCGACCCCACCGGUGUCCGAACUGUCUGGAACAGUUCCAGCAUGGUCCGUCGCUAGCGAGACACAUCCGAAAUAGGACGUGUUUCACUUUCACAAAAUACCGCUGCCGGGUUUGCAGCGAAAGCUUCCCCGAGCAGGACCAUUGGGUGGAGCACAUCAAAAUCCAUGCGGAGGAUUUUCCCUACCAAUGCCAGGAGUGUCUGUCACAGUUCAAACAUAAGGCAACCCUUCGUCGGCAUGUUAACACGGUUCAUCUUCUGCAGUAUUAGAUCAACAUCGGGUAGCGUCAAGUUUUGCUUUACUAUUACGCAUGGACUUGAUAUAGUUGGUGUGUAAAUUAGUUUUUUUUUAUUUUAUGCAAAAAAGACGCGGUUUACUGUUUAUUAUCAAUAUUAAAAUGCAACGAUUUGUGAUAACUCACGAAAA